This is a messenger RNA of Achroia grisella, 4005 nucleotides long. It is a transcript of the gene Asph, whose product is annotated as aspartyl/asparaginyl beta-hydroxylase. Gene Ontology annotation, biological process: peptidyl-aspartic acid hydroxylation. The record is from RefSeq and is a predicted model, not a curated record. Lineage: Eukaryota; Metazoa; Arthropoda; Insecta; Lepidoptera; Pyralidae. Gene Ontology annotation, molecular function: peptidyl-aspartic acid 3-dioxygenase activity; protein binding. The coding region runs from base 154 to 3324 and encodes 1056 amino acids. The transcript is spliced from 18 exons. Gene Ontology annotation, cellular component: endoplasmic reticulum.
CUACGAAUCCCAUCUACCGUCUCAGCUGUCUUCGCCGGUUAUUUUUAGGUUAAAAUCUAAAAUAAAUUUCUAAAGCUGUGGUCGUACUUUCAUGUGGUUAUGAAACAAUAAGCACGUCUCUGUCGCCUACGGAGCGUCAGUUCAAAGCGAACCAUGUCAGGCGAUGUACAACCACGAAAACGUAAAGACAAAAAAAGAAAAAAAGAUGACUUAGGGGUUGAAGAACCUCGUGGUACAGCAGCUGUAUUUGGUGAAGGCGAUGUGUUCAUACACUCCCAGCAUGACCAUGGAACUGGUGGUCAUUGGUGUGCCAAGAUCAUAUUCUUUUCUCUGCUGGCUGUAUUAAUUACUCUUAUUGGAUUGAUCAUUUUGGAAAAUAGGGGCAUUACAGAAUUGGAAGCUAAUUCUGUUGAAUCCCGUUACUCUGGUGUUUUGGAGGGUUGGCUUGAAGAUGUGCCUGAUGAUGACCAUCAUGAUGAACACACAUUAGAGCUUAAUCAUCCAGAUGAUGAAAAUAGUCAUGGAGAUGAUGAUCAUGAACUUGAUCACAAUGAGAAUGAUGAUCAUGAUGAAGAAGGAGAUGAUAAUGGUCAUAAUGAGGAAAGCAAUUAUGAAGAAUCUGAUGAUGACGAUGGUUAUGAGCAUACCGAAGAAGAUCAAGAUGAUGAGCAUCAGGAACAACAGGAUGAUGAGCAGGAUGAAGAUCAUGAUAUAGAAGAAUCUGAAGAGCAGGAUAUACAGGAACUACCAAGGUAUAGAAAAUAUUUCGGAGAUGACAAUAAAGAAAAUUAUGGUGAAGAUAAUGAUGAAAAUGACGACCUACAGACAAUAGACGAAAAUGAUAGUCAAGAAGUAGACUUAAAUCAUUAUAAUGACGAUAAUGAUGAUAGCAAUGAAAAUGAUAACGACAUUGAUAAUGAUAAAAGUACUGAAAACACUAAUGAUGAUGAAGAACAAGAAAACUAUGACAGCGAAGAUGAUGAGGAUGAAGAGCAUGAAGAAGAAGAAGAAGAUACGGAGGUGGAGUUAGAAAGAAUAGAGAGGGAAUUACCUGAUGAAGAACCUAUUUCAACGGAACUACCAGCAUUACCUGAGGAAGAUUUUAACGAUGACAAAAGCCAAGAAGUAACGAACGAAAUCCAGACCAGCAAAGAAGAAGAUGAUGAACCUGAUGUUGAUGAAGACUUUUUAGAAGCAGAGGAUGAUGGAGAGCCCCCUAUAGAACGCAUAACAAUUCCUGCUGGAAAGCCCUAUGUCGAGGUGGAGGAAGAAGCAUCAUCUGAACAACCACCAGAUACUCUCACUGAAGAGGAAGAGUAUGAGAGACAACAAGAAGAGCUUCGCCGCGAAAAGGAAAAGUCAUCACACAUGUGGCUGAAGCUGAGUGUGGGUGGCGCUUUGCUGGUCGCCACACACGCGGUCAUACGACGGGCCACAGCGCCUCGCGAUGAACCCGCUACUGAAGAGCGUUCUGUUAGGGAAGAGACGCCUCUUUUGGAUAGACGUAUGACAUUGAUACCAGAAGAAUCCCGUACACCUGCUCCGAAAUCCAUCAUUGAAGAAAGUUCUCAGCCAAUGGUUAAGGAGAUAAUAUCACAAAUUGCGCCACAGUUCAAAGCACCAUCUCUGCCACCGCAGGAAGAAAUUGACGAAGAAGAAGAAAAACAAAGCGAUGAUGAGGUUAUUGUAACUACACAGGCUUCUGAAGUACCAAAAGACAAAGAACUAUAUAGUGACGAAGAAGAAAUCGAAGAAGAGGACGAAGAAGAAGUUUUAGAAGAAAAGGAAACGGUAAAAGAAAAUGUCCCAAAAGUCGAAGAAAAUGCUAUUCCUCCACCUGAACCAGAGCAAGAAGAGGACCCGGACGACGUUGAAAUAAUAGACGACGAGCAACUAGAAGAAGAACUAGAAGAGGAAGAAGAUGAUAUCUCGGAUGUUGAUGAUGUGGAACUUUUAACUCGUCUGGAAGCUAAAUACGGUCGCCUUCCCGAACCUGAGAGGCCUGGACAAAAGCAUAAAGACGGAGGUAACAGCAUAGAGGAUCAGUGGCCAGGGGAACCAAAUGACCCCUUUUGGCGCCAAGAGCUCGACUCUGUUGAGGACCAACUUCAACAGGGUUCUUGGGCGGCGGUGAUGCAGCGCGUGCAGUCAGCGGCGGCCGCGCUGCCGGACAGCGCUCGUGCGCGGUGGGCGGCGGCUCGUUUGCUCGACCUGCAGGCCGAAGCGCGCCGCGACAAUCGCUUACUGUCGCGCGCCAUCGCCGCAUACCUACAUCUGCUCAAGAUGAACGAGCAGCUAUCCGAUAAGAAACUACUCAAAAUCACCAACCGUGCGCUGGAUCGAAUAAGAUUCAGAGGAACAUAUCUAAGUGCAGAGCCUGUUUACAGAUUAUUAAUUCGCCGAUUUCCAAACGAACGAGAGUACCGAAAUAAUUUGACAAUUUCCUUCCUAAUGGCUAACAGGGCGGACUUGGCUGAGGAGGAAUUAAAAGAGACGCUAAAACGUUGGCCCGAUGACCGGGUCGCUUUAGCUCAUUAUGCAUUUAUUUUGAAAACUCAACAUAAUCGACUAGAAGAAGCUCUAAUCGCAUUCCAAAAGGCCCUCGAAGGGGACUCAGGUCCAGCCAACGAACCUCGCUUCUAUUAUCACUAUGGCGACACUUUACUGUUACUCGGUCGACAUGCAGAGGCACACGAAGUUCAUAAAAGAGGGGCAGCUCUAGGACAUUUCUUGUCACCUGCACAGCGCUCUUUAUAUAACGUGCCUCGAUUAAAAAGCAAGCCGUGGUGGAACAUCAACGAAACUCCUUACGCAAAUCUCGCACGAGCAUUAGAAAAGUCGUGGAAGGAUAUAUUGAAAGAAGGAGAAGCUGCUAAGGCUAUUUAUGAAAAAGAAAAAGAGGGGUUGAAGGAGCGCGGCGAAUGGUCGCAGUUAGAUUUGUUCGUGCGGGGUCAAGAAAUCCCAAAUAGAUGUAAGAGAGCGCCAGUUACGUGCUCGAUAGUGCGAGCGGAGGUGGCCGCAGCUGGCUGCCGCCGCGGACAAAUUAAAUUCAGCGCCAUCGAGCCGGGCACGCACGUGCGUCCACAUGUCGGCCCAACUAACUGCCGUUUGAGAAUGCACUUAGGCCUAAGCAAUACCAAAGAUACGUUUAUAAGAGUUGACCAAAAAACUAGGCAGUGGCAAGUCGGUAAAGUGUUCAUGUUCGACGACAGCUUCGAACACGAAGUAUGGCAUAACGGCACCGGUACGAGGCUGGUACUCAUCGUAGACGUGUGGCAUCCCGAUCUGACAACAAGCGAAAGGAGAAAUUUACCCGCCAUAUAAACUUAACUACAGCAAACAUUCUAGUCGGCACCGCGUAUUUCAACAGUAUUGUUUCGAAGUUUAUCACCUAGUGUGUACUAGGAUAUAAUAGACACUAGUGAUAUCAGCCAUUAUAUCCAGUUGAUGAACAAGUAUUUCCCCUCGAAUCUAUUGAACUCUCUCCAACGUAAUUAUCCUUGAGGUUAUCCGUGUACCUUGGUGUCGCCCAAACAGACACAAUAUUUAUAUACACAGGGCCACUCGAGAACCUGCCAUUACUUUGAUCUGUGAAGAUCACUUUGGUCCUUUUGCGAAUACCAUGUGUAUUUAAUAUCAAUGAUUUAAUAAGGUAAAUGUGUGAAAAAUGUUUGAGUGUUAUUAGUAUACCCAUGAUACUAACAAAUUAUAUCACCCUUCAUCGUUAUAUUUUAGUCAUUAGUUAUUGAUAAGGAUAUUUACUACAUUAUGGGGCUCCACAUUUAGUGUAUAGAUACUUUAAUAGUUACAUUCGUCUUUAUUUAAUUGUUAAAUAGAUUUUUUGCUAAAAUAUAUCAGUUCAUUUAGUUACAAUAUAAAGUCUUUGUACUUAGUUCAAAUGUAAUGUUUAUGACCCUUAGAAAUAUUUGUAAAUAGCAGUAUGCGGCCCGGGUAAUCAGUAAUAAUAAUAAAUAAUAUUUUACUAGUAAAUUGUAUUUACUAAUG